GAUUGGUGGAGGCCCAACACAAAUAUCGGGGGCCAAAAUGGCCUGAUGAACCGCUUGUCGUUGUGUAAUUAUUACCACAGAAUACCUUUGGCUGGCCUAACAUUGUUUGGAGAUACCGGCAAUAGGCGGUCAUGUUCUCAAACCAUAGAUGGUUGAAGGGUCCGAGACUAUACAUUCUGAACGGGGGCCUGAAUCUCAAUCUCAGCGGCCGCCGACAUAUUUCUAUCUUUUCCACAUGUCAGGAAGCAUUACAUACCAGCCAUUAUCAUAUUCCUUUGUGACGAUAUACCUGACAUGUACUUGUUAAUCUUGGCCUUCUCGGCCAUAUUGUAUGGCUUUUCGAUGGCACAAUUCCAAGUCCUUGAUGCUGCAGCCAUUGCAAAUAGCACCUCAGUUUCACUUUCCGAUGCCUGUCUCAAUGCGUUGCAAGGAACAAUCAACUGCAACAGCAGUCUUGUGAACAUUGCGGCUGCGGACUCUUUCUACAGUAUCGACAAUGAUACAUAUGCCACCCUUUGCACUGAAGGCUGCGGUUCUUCCCUAAAGUCAUACCACGACGGCGUUUCUGCUGCUUGCAGCGGUCAACCUGAAGCCUGGAGCGGGUACCCGGCCACAUACUUUGGAGAUGUUUACUGGGCAACAUACAACCUUUCUUGUCUGGCAGAUCCGGGCACAGGAACAUCAUGCAUGGACUACUUCAACAACAUCUCGAUCAGUUAUUCAGACGAUAUAUCCGCAACCUCACUGCCGGAGUCGGUAUUGUGCUCGCCGUGCGUCCUGGGACUGUACCAGCUUCUUCAAAAGACACCGUAUUCAUAUUACGACUCCGACAUGGCAGCGGACUGGACGACCAUCCAGGCUCAGUGCAACGUCAGCCACCCAACAGAAGUACCACAGAAUCCCACAAAUGUCUCCAGCAUUGCUGGAUUUGCGGCUGCCAACUACUCCAGCUCGCCCUGCCUAACUGGUUCAACCUAUACUGUUAUCUCUGGAGACAAUUGUAUCAAGAUCUCUCAAGCCAACAAUGUUUCCACUGGGGCACUGAUUGCUUUGAACAGUCUACUGCCUGAUUGCUCUGAUCUUGAUGCGGGUGCCACAUUAUGUCUUCCGCAAAGCUGUGCUAUCUACACAGUCCAGGAUGGGGAUACUUGCCAGGGCAUCACAAACGCCACGGGAAUAUCGUUCGUGCAGUUUACCUCCUGGAACCCAACAAUCAACAGCUACUGCACGAACUUGAUCGCGGGACAGGAAGUUUGCGUUGGGCAGGCGGGAGCAACCUGGACUGGAACGACCAUUCCUGGUGUCUCAGCCACGCAAACCGGGGUGUAUGCCACUACCACUGCACCAGUCCCGAGUAAUCUCGCCUACGGCACGACCACUGACUGUGGUCGAUAUUACGUGGUUCAAAGCGGCGAUGACUGCAGCCUUAUUGCCCUGAACAACACCAUUUCCAUUACUCUUUUUGAGGCAAUCAAUCCAUCCGUGAAUUCCGAUUGUACUAACCUGGUACCGGGUCUGAGCUACUGCGUUUUCCCGGUUGCUAGUUGGAACAGUACCAAUGCCACUACCACUACCACAGCCAGCGCAUCUUAUGUCACAGCACCAGCACCCACCCUCAGUGGAACCACGCCCGAUUGUUACGAGUGGCAUGUUAUCGCCACUGGUGACUACUGUGCUCUUUUGGAGAGUGAAUACGGGAUCACCUUUGCGCAAUUGCAGUACUGGAACUCGAACUUGAAUUCCACCUGCGGAAAUUUGGUCCUCGGUGAUGCGUACUGUGUUGAUGGGCCAAGCAUUUCAUCCAGCACCUCCGGUAGUCUUAUUGUCUCUACCACGGCGAGUCCAACGGUGUCUAGCUCUUAGAUAAUUGUCUCGGGUAUCUAAAGAUCUAUCCGAGGAUUAGGCCGGUCAAUAAGGGGCUGGCGAUGUAUCGAUCAAAUGGCAUACGCAGACGAGUGAAUAGUCUUGAAUAAGUUGUAUUUUUCACUCU
This is a messenger RNA of Aspergillus ibericus CBS 121593, 1990 nucleotides long. RefSeq names its product LysM domain protein. Bases 295 to 1863 code for a protein of 522 amino acids. The record is from RefSeq and is a predicted model, not a curated record. The transcript has 3 exons. Lineage: Eukaryota; Fungi; Ascomycota; Eurotiomycetes; Eurotiales; Aspergillaceae.